GUUGGACACCACUGCAGUAGUUAUUCUGUCAUGGUGGUAGUGUUCUUUUGUGUUCUGUUAAAAAUGAAAUUUUCUGCAUUUUAGAGAUUAUAAAGACAUUCUAAAUAAUAAAUUCUGUAAAUAUCGUGCUCAAUAAUAAUCUACAACCAUGAGUGAUAAAAGGCAACAGAAUUUAUCGAAAGAAGAAAUAGCAAAACAGUUUAUGUUGCCAGAGAGAAAAAGCAAAAUUGCUACUUUAUUGAAACAGGAUGGACAAGCAUAUUGUAUUUGCAGAAGUUCUGAUAGCUCGCGUUUUAUGAUAGGAUGCGAUGCAUGUGAAGAAUGGUAUCAUGGUGACUGCAUAAAUAUAACAGAGAAAGAUGCCAAGCAUAUAAAACAGUUCUUUUGUAUUCGUUGCAGAGAAGAGGAUCCGACUCUAAUAACACGUUACAAACCUCGAAGAACAGAUCAAGAAGAUCGUAAAUACAAGAAGCAUAAAGAGAAAGAAAGAGCACAUCGAUACGAGUAUGAUGCACCUUGGGAUCCUACAGCAGUAAAGAAAUCGUCUAAACGUUGUGGAGAAUGUACAGGUUGCGUGAGAACAGAAAAUUGUGGAAAAUGCGAUGCAUGCAGACAUUUAAAAAAAUUUGGGCCAUCAGUUAGAUUGAAGCUCAGAUGUAUACAGAGAACUUGCAGAGUGUUAGGUGAUCCAUUGAAACCAUCAAAGAGCUUCAACAAAAGCUCAAAAUUUAUUAAGAAACGGAAAAGAGACUCUAGUAAUGAAAGGAAUGAACAUUUGGAAGUACCACGACACUGUUAUGGACCCGCUUGUACGAAACAAUCUCGACCAGGUAGUAAAUAUUGCUCAGACGAGUGUGGCUUGAAAUUAGCAACUAACAGGAUUUACCAAGUGCUACCUCAACGGAUUCAAGAAUGGUCAUUGACGCCAUGUAUAGCAGAGCAGAAUAAUAGAAGACAAUUAGAAACAGUUAGGAAACAGCAGCAAGACGUUCGAAGAAUACUUCAGGAGCUGGAUAAGAGGCACGCAGAGUUGGACAGAAUUAUCGAACGCGCCAAGCACGCGAUAAUUGAUCCUCAGACAGAAGUGGAUGACAACGACGACACAGAAAUGAGCAUGUAUUGCAUUACUUGCGGCCAUGAGAUUCAUUCGAGGACUGCUAUCAAGCAUAUGGAAAAGUGUUUCAAUAAGUACGAAUCUCAAGCAUCCUUCGGUUCAAUCUUCAAAACUCGUAUUGAAGGACAAGUAAUGUUCUGUGACUUUUACAAUCCUGUGAAUCGAACUUAUUGCAAAAGGUUAAGGGUUCUUUGCCCCGAACACUGCAAAGAUCCAAAGAUCAGUGAAACCGAAGUGUGUGGUUGUCCAUUGGUUACAAACGUAUUUGACACGACUGGUGAAUUUUGUCGAGCGCCAAAGAAGAGCUGCGUGAAGCAUUACGUCUGGGAAAAGUUGAGACGAGCAGAAAUUGACAUGGAGAGGGUGAGACAAUGGUUGAAAAUAGACGAACUUGUCGAACAGGAGAGGCAAAUUAGAGCGAAUAUGGCUACUCGGGCUGGUGUCUUGGCUUUAAUGCUUCAUUCUACAUAUAAUCAUGAAUUAAUGGAACAAAUGACGCAAGAACAAAACAGAGAACAGCUAGAAGCUAUGGAAGAGGAACUGCAGCGAAGGUACGGCUUGCUCCAAAAGGAGCACACCGCAGAAUAAUGAUUGUUCUUGCUAUAAAUGGUGUCUUGUAGCUGAUGGUAUGUUGAAUUUUAUAACAUAUCUCCAUGAUGUGUUCAAUAUCGUAUUUAUAAUAAUAUAUUGUACAGAGUAAUAUUAUUAAUAGCGAAAAAUAGGAACGUAUAACGUUUAGCAAAUAAGAUUCGUGGUUCGGAAUGAUCUAGAAUAAAUGAUAAAUUUGUAAAAUAGUUAUUGUUAAGAAUUAUGAAAAAAUCUUCUUGGUUGAGUCGAAGAAAUAUGAUUACUCGAUUAUUGAGAUUUAAUUGGGAAUGAAAUUAUUCAUAACGAAAAGGAAAAGAUUAUUAGAAAUUAUUGUUAGAAAUAUAAAAGAUGGAGAUGCUCGGUUCAAUGAAACUUUUGCAAUAAUAAUAUUAUAGUUGACUCGCUUAAUAAUAAAAUUAACGAUUUACAAGUUAGAGAAACAAAGGGCGUAUAGUUACAAAAAGAGAAGCUGCAAAAAAAAUAGAAAAAUUGCCUCUGGAUCGACUUUGUAUAAUUGUGUAUUUCUCUUUAUUUAUAACGUUCAAUUAAACUUUUGUAAAUUCAAAUUUAUAAUAUAAUUUUUCAUUAUCUAUUUUAGUGUUCACAAUAUAUCAUUUCACAUUAUAUGAUUGCACAUGUGAAACAAAUCAAUAACUCGUUAUAUGAAACAUAAUUCCAACGUUUCUAAAAUUUACCACACUUUAACUUCAAUAAAUAUAUUACUUGCUUAAUUUUAACCAGUUAAGUUCCGACUCGUCGCUAGAAAGGAUACUCUCUCAAAAUACUUCUGAAUUACAACAAGUUUCCAAUCAUAACACAGGAUAUUACAUAUUCUGGCACAAUACAACUCUUCAAUUUUUAUUACUGCAUGUAUAUACAUAUAGAUAUAUAUGUAUAUAUAUUCUGAAUAUCAGUAACGCAUACAUAUUCUGAACACACAUAUAUAUAUAUUUAUAUAUAUAUAUAUGUAUAUAUAUUUAUACAUGUCACAUCUUUCCUUCGUAUCUUUUUAUGCUGCUUGGUAUGUUUUUGAGGCAAACUGUGAGAAUUAAAACACACUCUCUCUCGUUUUCUCUGGGCAUCUGUAUCGGCAAUAACCCAUUGACAAUGGAAUAAACUUCGAAUAUCCUCCAAAAACGCUUUGGAUGAAACUCGCUAUAAAUAACUAGCUUAAUAUAUUUAGUGUUUUGCCAAGUGUUGCGCUCAA
Molecule: messenger RNA, 2909 nt
Organism: Bombus impatiens (common eastern bumble bee)
Lineage: Eukaryota; Metazoa; Arthropoda; Insecta; Hymenoptera; Apidae
Product: CXXC-type zinc finger protein 1
Exons: 6
Coding region: 149-1702 (517 amino acids)
Biological process (GO): positive regulation of DNA-templated transcription
Cellular component (GO): Set1C/COMPASS complex
Molecular function (GO): DNA binding; zinc ion binding
Source: RefSeq, a predicted model, not a curated record